GCGCCCGUGCGAAUGUGGACAAUACCUUAAGUCUACCAGAAUAAGCGAAGCAACGAAACAAGUUAAGCACGGCAUUCGAAAGCCUUCAGCGCGGAAAGUGGAAACGGAAGUGCUUUGUGAAGUGUGUUCAGUUUAGAAGAGUAGUGAUUGAAAGAAAAAAAAUUUGUGCAAAUACAGAUUUAAGAAUAUUAAAACGUUCUGCAUAAGCGGCCACCAGCAUUUGAAAUGAAAGCUGUGACUCAUUAUUGCUUGUACAAAUUGCAUGCUGAAUAAGUGAAGUGUAUUAUAUGCGAGUAGAACUAACUGAAUACUGAUUGCUGUAACCAAGUUUCCUUGUGCCACAAAAAUACUUAGUAAAAUGUCUCCACGUCAUUAUACAAUAAAGCGGUUUCUCCAAGAAUAUAUCAUAUUGACAAGUUUGGGAUACGCUUUUUCCCGAUCUUUGCCAAAUGCAAAUAAAAGACCAACUCCACAAUUUGAACAUCAUUUUCAAAGUAAUUUGGCAGUGCACCCAUUUUAUUACGUUCAGCCGAAUUCUCAGGCUUAUUGGCCCCAUGAGCCAGUUGGUACUUUUUUUGACAAAAAGCGUGGUAUAUUGCGGUCAUUUCCCGGCGGAGGCGUACCAGUGUUGGUCGAUCAUCACAAGCGUUGUUCUAGCAACUUUGUGGGCAUUAAGCCACAUCCCAAUCAACGGCAAUACUACUACGUUUGUAAGCCCGAUUGUGUGAUAUUUGGAAAGUGUCAAAACCUGCAGUCGUUCGAUGCUACCAAAGCGCAGUGCAUUCCGUAUCCCACCCCUGACUACACUCCAGUGUGUGUAAAGCCUGGCCGCUUUCCCAUUUCAACAGAUUGCUCGAUAUACUACAGAUGUGAUGCAGACCUUAAAGCACACAUACAUUCGUGUCCACGAAAUACCAUUUUUUCGCCGCACAACGAAAAGUGCAUAUGCGGCGCUCAUUGCAAUCCAACAAAAGUUUCACUCCAUAGUUCGUAUAUUCCUCAGGACUGUGAACACAAAUUUCCACCAUGUCUGCAAAACGGCACUUUUCGCACGCCCACGGAUUGUUCUCUCUACUAUACAUGUGUUAGGCAAGAAGGGUCGCUCUAUCUGCAAACUCGCUUUAAAUGUCCAGAGCUAGAGUUUUUCGAUCCUACAAAGGGUACUUGUCAGCCGCAACAUGAAGUUCCCUGCGAUUCUAUACAACUAUCCGAAUUGGUAUUUCCCAGGCCACCACCACUACCCCACCUUCCCGUAAUAUAUUCUGCACAUUAUUCUAUGGACUCACUGGAUGAUAGUGAUUACCCAACGGAAUAUUCCCUAUCUUGCUCUAAAGAGGAUACAAUCAGCGCCAGCGUUAGCUCAAACGAAAGAAUGAUCUCAGAUUCUCCUGUACAAGCUACCACGUCUUCAAAAUUUCCUGCUUCAUUAACAACUUCACCAUCUAAACAAAUGGUUGAUAAAAGCUCUGAAAAUUCUAUCAAAAUAAUUACACACACACCAAGCCCAUUUCCAGCUUUUGCCUUUGGCGUAACAUCGACAAAACCCGUUUCACAAACUAAUUCAUCGCCAACACGAAAUUCGAAUACAAUAAUCCUCCCAUCAACUUCUCCGCCCUUAACAGUUGGCGAUACUUCCCAAACUUCUACUAAAACCUUUGCACCUAAAGCUAUUCCGACCAAAAAUUCAGUGGUUGUAGGUGCUUUCACUUCAACAUCUUUAAAUCCAGCUAUUGUGGGCUCUUCUCCUGGCAUAAUUUCAGAUCAAUCCAACUCACUAAUAGAUUUCGUUCCAUUCGUUCCAACAAAACUACAAACCAGAUCUUCCACAAGUGCGUUUUCAUCAACAGAUUCCUCAAUACUUCACUCAUCACGAACGAAACAUUCUACACCACUUUCCACAACUAUAUCUACGUUACCUAGAGACUUCUCUAUAACAAAUACCAGGUUAAAAUCAACUGCUGAAAUAACUACAACUCCUUUAGUACCCAGUUCAAUAACUCCGUCGUCGUCAACAAGUUUUUCAAGUUCUACAGCUGAAGAUCGCUCUUUACCAACAAAAUCUCACACUAGUACCUCUUUAAUAAAUACACUGCAUAUGAGUUCACCGGCUGUUCACUCCUCUUCCUUCGAAAUAAUUACAAACGGGACAGUUCCCAUUUCCGCUUCGCAACCGCACACUUCUCUUCCCAUAACAACUUUAUUUUCACCAGAUUCCACAACAACUGAAGUACCAACAACCCAUUCAAGAAGUAUACAAACCUCUAUGCCUGCUGAUCCUCCGAUUCUACCUCCGGUGACUUCUAGUCUAAAAGAAGAAAUAACGGCAAUGUCUCCAAAUAUGGCACCAACUACAAAUUUUUCUGUGGCAACUUCAUCGUUACUAGGUGAUUCUUCUCCAUUGAACACUACAGAAUCCAUUGAAGUGACUAAAAUUAAGCCAACUGUUUCUACCUCCACUUCAGUUACAGAAUUUCCAAUUCAGGCUACCGAUAUACCCAAGCUUGAGGUCGUAGUCUUCGGAAACCUGGAUUUAACUGUUCUUUAUUGCCCCAAAGAUUGUAGUAAGCAGCAUGAACAUAAAUAUGACAAAAAGGUUUUUGGUGAUCAACAUGUGGUCGGUAUUCAGUGGGAUCCAGCAAAGUCUAAAAAAACGUUGAGUAUUCAAACGGUUUAGAAGCCGACGGAAAAAACAUUAUUGUAAAUAAAGCAGUAGAAUUAGAAAUAUUUUUGAGUCCCUUAAUUAAAAUAUAGGUUA
Molecule: messenger RNA, 2755 nt
Organism: Bactrocera latifrons
Lineage: Eukaryota; Metazoa; Arthropoda; Insecta; Diptera; Tephritidae
Product: mucin-17-like
Exons: 8
Coding region: 359-2674 (771 amino acids)
Cellular component (GO): extracellular region
Molecular function (GO): chitin binding
Source: RefSeq, a predicted model, not a curated record